GUCGGUUGUGCUCUUACGUUAUUCUCGGUUCGUUUUAAUAAAACCGUUAUAUCAAGAAUCUGAACUCUCAUUUCAACAACAAAAAAAUGUGAUAAAAUUGUUGUGAUAGCGCGCUAGACAUGUCAUAAUAUUGAUUACAGAUUUUGCUUCUGAAAGAAUUAAUUUCGAACUAAUGCGAUAAAUUUUGAGGAGACUUGUACGGUUUUGGCGUUAGAAAAGAACUUAGUGUGUGUUAUUUAAAAGGAUUUUGCAUACAGUUUGUCAAAAUUGCCUUUUUUAUUUUGGUGCUUUAGCUAAUUAAAUAUUGGAUUAAUAAUGCAGGAAUCAUCUAAAAUCAAACGUACGGGUGGGGCGACGUUAUCAGUAUGGAGUACCAAUGCUACCGGAAUUGACCCGAUUCUUGCGCACAUCGUAGCUGUACCACAUAAAAGUACCCCAGAAAACACACCAAACAGCAGCAGUAAUUUGGCCGGAACUCUGCCGCCGCUAAGGGAUCCAAACUCAACAGGCUUAAAUCACGGUCAUCUUCAUAUGAUAGGCAACGGAAAUAACUACAGUGGUAACAGUAACAGCACGUACAACCAUACAGGACCUAGCCACGGACUCGGCUCUUGCAACAAUCGCACCAGUAUUUGCAGUACACAUAAUAAGAGACGAUCGCAUUUGAGCACCAUGUCGCAGACAGGCGAUGAUUAUCAUUCGCCAAAUUAUUUGUCCUGGCGAAAAUUGCAAUUGAGCCGAGCCAAACUCAAAGCUUCAAGCAAAACGUCCGCUCUAUUGUCCGGUUUUGCGAUGGUUGCUAUGGUUGAAGUACAAUUAGAUGAAAAUACUAAAGUACCGACGGCGAUGUUGAUCGCGUUUGCAGUAUGCACUACACUGUUGGUAGCAGUCCAUAUGCUAGCAUUAAUGAUUAGUACGUGCAUUCUCCCCAAUAUUGAAACCGUUUGCAACCUACACAGCAUAUCUCUGGUACAUGAAUCUCCACAUGAGCGGCUUCAUUGGUACAUUGAAACAGCAUGGGCUUUUUCUACACUUCUUGGAUUGAUACUAUUUUUGCUUGAAAUAGCCAUUUUGUGCUGGGUGAAAUUCUACGAUCUGAACACAACUGCAGCGUGGUCUGCUUGCAUAGUUUUAAUUCCAGUGCUCGUCAUUUUUGUAGCAUUUGCACUGCACUUCUACCGAUCGUUGAUGACACACAAGUAUGAGGUAACUGUGUCCGGUAUUAGAGAGCUGGAAAUGCUAAAGGAACAGAUGGAGCAAGAUCAUCUAGAACAUCAUCACCACCAUGCAAACCAGCAAACUGUUUAAUAGGUCUGCCUCAUAGAACAUACCAGCUGUGAUUUUUUGUUUGUUUGAACAUAAGAAUCCCUAUUUAAUCAUGUUAUCAUAAUGUUUUUUUUUAUUAUUCGAAAAGAAUUCAAUAAUAAAAAGGAAGAAAAAACAGAAAAACAUAACAAAAGUCUGACAGUACAGUUUUUCAUCCUGUUUCACACUGCCAUUAGAUGGCUGGUGUCCGAACUGCGAUUUUCUCCGCCAAUUAAGUAAGUCGCUGGUAAAUACGGCUCCGUCCGUAAGGCAUCAGCUUAAAAAAA
Messenger RNA from Anopheles aquasalis, 1592 nucleotides. It is a transcript of the gene Orai, whose product is annotated as calcium release-activated calcium channel protein orai. Gene Ontology annotation, molecular function: store-operated calcium channel activity. Gene Ontology annotation, biological process: store-operated calcium entry. Lineage: Eukaryota; Metazoa; Arthropoda; Insecta; Diptera; Culicidae. Gene Ontology annotation, cellular component: membrane. The record is from RefSeq and is a predicted model, not a curated record.